UUCUUUUGUUCCUUUUCCAGGAACUAAUUAAACAAACGUGGUACAGAAAUUCUCUUGCUCCAGCCACAGCGGCACAACCAAAUCGCCCCCAGGAAAAAUUCCUUGUUCUCUUGCACAUUGGAAUGAUCAGGUAUGGAUAAGCGGAGGCGGAAGCGAGCCAAGACUAACUGUUGCAGUCAUGAAGAGGUGAGCAGUGUUGAGUGGAAGUUCAUAAACAUGACGGAACAGGAAGAGGAUCUCAUUUACAGAAUGUACAAGCUCGUCGGAGACAGGUGGGGGUUGAUAGCCGGCCGGAUUCCAGGUAGGAAGCCCGAGGAGAUCGAGAGGUUUUGGAUGAUGAGACACCAUGAACUCUUCGCCAACACCAGGAACGAGACGGAAAACCCGAACGUCAUCUUCGCAUCUCUCCAAAACCACAUUACUGCUCCUGAAAAUUAGCUGCUCUCUCUCUCUCUCUCGUUUCUUAGUCUUCAUUGUGAAACUUUUUAUGGAUUUUUUCGAUUGAGUUGUGUGAUCUUCAUCUGAUGAACGUGACGAUGUACGUCGGUGUGUGAGGAGCUUGGCUUAUUAUAUGCGACUCUCUGUGUCCUUUUUCGGCAAAGUGAGGGUCAAAGUCCAAACAAGGACAGCAAUGGAGGCCAGAGGGAAUUUUCAUUGAAGGAGCUUUAGGAAUGACGUCUCGAAUGUACUCUUUGUCAUCAUUUACGGGUCGGACGGAUCGUGCGUUUUACAUGGACAUCAAGUCGAACAUCGAUUGCAGGCGCAUGCAACCGACGUUUAUGUAUGAUACACCUAACAUCAUCAUUGCACCUAAGCCCAGGUCCCAAGAACUAGAGCAUACGAUAUUUUUCUUGGCUUUCGAAAAUUUUGAAAUGUUCAAUGGUGUUUUCCGGUUAUAAUGAUAAAA
Molecule: messenger RNA, 907 nt
Organism: Eucalyptus grandis
Lineage: Eukaryota; Viridiplantae; Streptophyta; Magnoliopsida; Myrtales; Myrtaceae
Product: transcription factor CPC
Exons: 3
Coding region: 133-438 (101 amino acids)
Biological process (GO): cell differentiation
Cellular component (GO): nucleus
Molecular function (GO): transcription cis-regulatory region binding
Source: RefSeq, a predicted model, not a curated record